This is a messenger RNA of Penicillium longicatenatum, 1533 nucleotides long. RefSeq names its product amidohydrolase. The transcript has 2 exons. NCBI's taxonomy places the organism in Eukaryota, Fungi, Ascomycota, Eurotiomycetes, Eurotiales, Aspergillaceae. The record is from RefSeq and is a predicted model, not a curated record. Gene Ontology annotation, molecular function: hydrolase activity, acting on carbon-nitrogen (but not peptide) bonds. The coding region runs from base 1 to 1533 and encodes 510 amino acids.
AUGGCUGUCACCGACGUUGUUGUUGCACUAGAGUGCAAGUUGUUUUAUGGCGCUACCAUAAUUACCGUCAAUCAAAAGCGCCAGAUAAUAUGCAACGGUUAUAUUCGAGUUGAUCGCGACCGAAUCACAGCAGUUGGAAAAUGCCCAUAUCCUAGUGUCCUACCGAAUGGAGCGCGUGAGGUUGACUGUCGAGGCAAAAUAAUCAUUCCUGGGCUCAUCAACACACACGCUCACCUCGUUCAGUCCAUCCUUCGGGGCUUGGCGGAAGAUUUGCCGCUUCAUAAUUGGUUAUGCGAUGCGAUAUGGCCAUUGGAAGCUGUUUUUGAGGGCGAUGAUGGCGUCAAUGCUGCACGCCUAACAGUAAUGGAAAUGUUAAAGACGGGAACGACCUGCUUCCUUGAUCCGAUGUUGACAUAUCGCGCUGGAUUCGAUCGGGUUUGCAAAGCCGUGGGAGAAAUGGGAAUCAGAGGCUGCCUGGGUAAAUUAGUGAAGUUCACGGAAACUAAUCGCCAAUUGUCAAUAUCGGAUCCAAGAGAUCGAGAUCUGCUUGCCAUGUCAAUUCCUGAACUUGUCAAAGCACACCAGACAUACCACGGUAGUCACGAUGGCAGAACUCAUGUCUGGGCCGCCGCAGGUACCCCUCGCGGAGCACCGAUCUCUCAGUAUCUUGAAUUAGGGGAAGCAUGCGCCACACAUGGCAUAUCGGCGACCAUGCACUGUGCUGAAGCUCCAAGGGACCGUGACAUCUAUCAUGAUUCCUACAAUUGCAGUGCCAUGGAAUUUAUCCGGGAUGCAAAGCUCUGUGGAGAGCAUAGCGAAGAGUCAAGUAAAGACAACGGAACACAUAACCUCGUUCUGGCCCAUAUGGUCAACCUUGACAAGGAAAUUGACAUUCCUUUACUCGCCAGCACGGGGACUUCUGUGGCUCAUAACCCGACAUCGAACCUCAAGCUAGCCUCCGGGGUAGCUCCAGUUCCAGCCAUGCUUGCACAUGACCCCCCUGUGAAUGUUUCUUUGGGAACAGACGGGGCUCCUUGCUCGAAUCAUUAUGAUAUGUUCCAGGAGAUGCACUUGGCCGGCAUACUUCACAAAGGGGUGAACAAUGAUGCAAGUUUGAUUCCGGCAGAGACAGCACUGGAAAUGGCGACAAUCAACGGGGCCAAAGCUCUAGGACUGGAAGCCGAAGUUGGUAGUCUCGAAGAGCAGAAAAAGGCAGAUUUUGUGGUGCUCGAUCCAUAUGGCUGCGGAGGAGUUGGAGCUGCACCUUGGAACACCGAGGUCCAAAGACACGCGGUCAGUGUUGUUACAACUGUUGUCCAUGGUUGCACUGGUCGUGAUGUAGACAUGACCGUUGUCAACGGUGAAAUCCUCGUUGAAGACGGAAAAAUUGCAAAUGGUGGAAGAGAAAAAGAGAGAGUGAUCAUUGACCAAGCACAGCACGCCAUACAGGGGAUUUUGCUUCGUUGCAACAAGGAUCGUGUGCCAGAAUCUAAGAUUGGCGGCAAACUUGGAGAGGGUUGGUCAUACGUAUAA